AUGAAAGACAGCCACUUAUGCAAAUUUGACGUUAACUACUUUUUAAAGAGUUGUAUAGAAUUAGAAAAAUCAUAUGAACAUAUUUUAGAUGAAAAAAAAAAAAAUGAAUUAAGUUUCUCUGAUGCGUUGAAAAACAUUAAUUGCAUUAAGGAAAAAUAUGAAAGGGAAAGGAAAAAUAAUUUAGAGCUAUCACAGUAUAUUUCUAAAUACACUGAUGAAUUAGUAAAUAAACAAAAUUGUACAGAAAAUUAUGAAAUUGUAAAAAAACAAAACGCAAAUUAUAAGAAAAAAAUAGAAAACCUUAAAAAGGAAAAAGACCAAGAAAAGGGGAGCUUAGAAGAAAAAAUAAGAAAUAUGGAAAAUAAAUACAGUAAAGAACUCGAGCUAUACGAAACCCAAACGAGAGAACAUGUAAAAAAGUUAAAAGAAUUGGAAAAUAAGCAUACUGAAUUGAGAUCUCAAAUAUCUUCUAAGGAUUUACAGUUAAAUAAAUUAUUUUCAAAAUUAAAAGAAUUUGAACAAGAACAAGAAAAAGUAAAAUUAAAACAUGAACUUGAAAUUAGUAAUCUGAUUAAAUCAAAUGAAGAAAACAUUAAAAAAAAAAAGGACAAUAUAAAGGAAAUAAUAAACAAUAGCGAGAAUUUAACAUUAACACAUUUAAAAAAUAAACACAAGUUACUUCAAAAAAAUUUUACAGCAUUGGAAAAGGAACAUUUAAAUUUGAAAAAAAGUAUAAAUAAAACAACGAAAAUGCAAAGAACUUUAGCUGGAAAUUCAAUAAAUCAAAACAAUCAAAGUUCAUAUAAAAUAUAA
Molecule: messenger RNA, 813 nt
Organism: Plasmodium yoelii
Lineage: Eukaryota; Apicomplexa; Aconoidasida; Haemosporida; Plasmodiidae
Product: conserved Plasmodium protein, unknown function
Exons: 8
Coding region: 1-813 (270 amino acids)
Source: RefSeq, a predicted model, not a curated record